Ilex paraguariensis (yerba mate) is the source of this 1369-nucleotide messenger RNA. Lineage: Eukaryota; Viridiplantae; Streptophyta; Magnoliopsida; Aquifoliales; Aquifoliaceae. The record is from the annotation of a GenBank genome assembly.
AUGGUUGCCCAUACAAAGACGCAGAGAACCCCAUCAUGGAAUGGAAUAACCCACCAUAAGCCAGCUACAGACACUCGAGAAGCGUCGUCCUUUGCCCUUACCUGCCCUUUCCCCAUUUUAACAUCAAUUGCAAUGGGGGCUUUAAAAGCGUCCCAUGCUCCCCAGUUGCAGAAAGGGACGUAUUUCAACGAGAUGAAGAUCCAGUGCGACGUCUGUAACAAAGACGAAGCAUCAGUGUUUUGUUCAGCUGAUGAGGCUGCACUUUGUGACGCCUGUGACCAUCGUGUCCAUCAUGCCAACAAGCUUGCCGGAAAGCACCAACGAUUCUCUCUCCUUCAACCUUCCACUGAACAAGUCCCUCUCUGUGACAUCUGCCAGGAGAGAAGGGCCUUCCUGUUUUGUCAACAGGACAGAGCAAUUCUAUGCAGAGAGUGUGAUAUUCCAAUACAUAAAGCUAACGAGCACACCCAGAAGCAUAACAGGUUCCUCCUAACCGGUGUCAAGCUCUCAGCAACCUCUGCUCUCUAUUCAUCAUCAUCAACAUCCUCCGCCAAGGCUUCAACCACCGGUUCUGAUGCUGUUCCUAAUCUCAAGCCUCAAAACUCAAUCAAUACUCCUGUUUCCGCUUCCCCCACAGUUUCAAACCCACCUUCCGUUUUCAAGACUACCAUUGCAGCAGCAGAAAUUGUUGAAAAGGGUGUUUCAAACCCACCUUCCGUUUUCAAGACUACCAUAGCAGCAGCAGAAAUUGUUGAAAAGGGUGGUGGGAUUAAUCAGUUUACCGGCAUAUCAGAGUACUUAAUAGAGAUGCUGCCCGGAUGGCACGUCGAAGACUUUCUUGAUUCCUCUUCCAACCCCUAUGGUUUCUCUAAGAAUAUGGAUGAUGAUGUAUUACCAUUUUGGGAUGCUCAGAUUGAGAGCAGUCUGGGUCUUUUCUCUCCAGAAAAUGCGGGGAUUUGGGUCCCUCAAGCUCCACAACCUCCUCAACUUUCUCAAUCAUUCCCUUCUUCAAACAUGUCCUUUAGUUGGCAAAUGGGUACCAAGGAGUCCAAGGAAGUUGCACACAUCAAAUCUAGCAGAAAGUGGAGCACUGACGAUAAUUGCUUCACUGUUCCACAGAUAAGCCCACCAUCCACCGCCUCCAAGAGAGCUAGGACUCUUUGGUAGUACCAUGAAAAGUCUUAUCCUUUCAGACCCAAAGCCUUCUACCCAUAUCUUACUGAUUUACUUCGAACUUCUCUUUCCUGGGUUUCUCUUUUUCUUUAGAUUCUGGUUAGCUUAUUUCUCCUUUUUUGUGGGCUAUAAGCCUUCCUAUCUAACUCGGUUUUUGUUAUGGUAUUUUUGUGUCUCUUUCUCCUUGUACUUGUAC